Molecule: messenger RNA, 1147 nt
Organism: Paramecium sonneborni
Lineage: Eukaryota; Ciliophora; Oligohymenophorea; Peniculida; Parameciidae
Source: the annotation of a GenBank genome assembly
AUGAAUACAAAAACAUUUUCUUUUUAAAAGAAUAGAGUAAAUUCAGAACAAUGGAAACAAUUAUAAAGAGAUGUAUUUAAUGUUUUAAAUUUAUUUUUAGCCCUAAUUACUUAAAUUAGCAUAGCAAUUAAACAGAAAUCGUACAUAAUCAAAUAUUACAACAUCUAAACAGAUAAAACUUGGGAAUCAAUCAAUCUCAAGAAUAAAAUUGAAUUCAAUUAAAAUUGAUUCUAAUGAUGAUUCUUCUAAUUAGAAUAAUUAGAAUGAUGAAAAAGCAAAAUAAAAAUUGAUCAUAACAAGUAGAUCAGCAUAAUUUACGAAAAAACUAAACUUAAUAAACAAUGUUCAAUUAAAAAAAGUGCAUCAUGGCAAUUAUUUUUAUGAUAAAAUUAAAGAAAUCUUAGCAAGCGGUCUAAAAGAUAAUUCACCUUUAAAAAAAAUGAGUAGAGAUGCACUUAAUUAAAUACAUAUGAUGAUUACAUAUUAAGAAUUUAUUCCUGAAGUUACUUUAUUAUAUUAAGGGAAAUCAUAAAAAUAGUUCAAAAUAGCUUUUGAUCUCGAUGAAACUCUCAUUCAUACAGAAGAAGUAUAAAAGGAUAAAGUUUAUGAUUUUCAAAAUAAUGAAUUUGGUGUGUUUAUAAGACCAUAUUGUCGUCAUGUGCUUAAAGAAUUAAGUAUGGUAGCUGAUUUGUUUGUAUUUACUUCUGCAAACUAAAAAUAUGCUAAAACAGUAUAAAUAUUAUACUAUAUAUUUUUAGAUUAUUAAUCUAAUUGAUCCAGAAAAUAUAUACUUUAAAGGUCAUUUUUGUCGAAAUCACUGCAUUUCUCUAUAAAGCAGAAUACAACUAAAACAUUUAGGAAUACUAUCAAAUGAUCAUUCAAAAAUUGUAAUAAUUGAUAAUAGUCCAAUUUUUUAUAUGUAGUUAUAUAUAUUGAGUAUAUAAGGGGUUAACCAUAUAACGGCAUACCAAUUGCUCCUUUUAUUGAUGAUACAUAAGAUAAUGAAUUAUUGAAAUUGCACAAUUUAUUAACUGAAAAAAUUUUACAAUCAGAUGAUGUUAGAAUUACAAUUAGGAGAUUCUUUCAAUAUGAUAUCUUUCGGCAAUUUUCAGAUGGAAUCUCUGCAUUUAACAUAUUAUAUAAUUGA